ACGAACCAAACACCACAGUAUCUCCUGCUGUCGUUCGUUUACUUCUGAAUUUGCYUCAGUUUUUCUUUAUUAGAUUCGCUUCCACUGUAAUCGAAACAUUUUAUGCUCAAGGUUCAUCAGACCAGAUUGAAAGCUGCAGAUUUUGUGGGGAAAAUAAAUAAUUUAGUUAAUCAGUCAUGCUGCUGGUGGACRCCGGUGUGUACAUUGGCACUGYGGGCGACCUGAACGACAGGCGGGCAUUGGACGCUGCGUCUGUUACUCACAUCCUGUCUGUGGACUCUGUGGAUCCCGAGCUGCUGCUCCCUGCUGAUGGGAAGUUCUCCAGGAAGUGGAUYGACGUUCUAGAUGAAGCCRCGUCCGACCUCCUCAGUCACAUGGAUGCCUGCUUUGUCUUCAUUGAGGAGGCGGUUAAAGCGGGUGGGGCAGCACUCGUUCACUGCCAGGCGGGUCGGAGCCGCAGUGCCACCAUCGUAACGGCAUAUCUGAUGAAGAAACAUCAGCUGGGCUUCGCUGAGGCCUACAACAAACUGAAAAGUCUCAAACAGGAUGUCCAGGUGAACAGUGGCUUUGAGGAGCAGCUGCAUCUUUACGAGGCCAUGCACUGCGAAGUGGACCCAUCCAGUCCUUCCUACAAACAGUACAGACUGCAGAAGGUCACAGAGAAAUACCCGGAGUUACAGCAGGGCRCUGCAGAGUUGCCCAGGGAGAUUUUUGCAUGUGACCCCGCCMACUCCAACUCCUCUGAAUUGUCUUACAGAUGCAGAAAAUGCAGGCGGACUCUGUUUCGAGGCUCAAGUAUUCUYAGUCAUUCUGUAGGAGAGGGAGCGUCKGCCUUCAGUCACAAGAAGCCCAGUAACCUGACAGGAGAAGUCCAGUGUACCUCGUACUUCAUCGAGCCGGUUCAGUGGAUGGAGCCGGCGUUAYUUGGAGUGAUGAAUGGACAGCUGCUCUGUCCAAAGUGUCGCUCCAAGCUGGGCUCGUUCAGUUGGUGCGGAGAUCAGUGUUCGUGCGGCCGCUGGGUCAUGCCCGCCUUCCAGCUGCAUCGCAACAGGGUAGACGAGAUCCGGCUGCUCCACAUUCAGAAAUAACACACACACGCGCACACACACACACACACACACACACACACACACACACACACACACACACACACACGCCUCACUCAGGAGCCAAUUGUAAUGUGGUUCACAUUUUUGUAAUGGUAAAAAUGAAAAAUUCCAAAAAAUGCAAAAAAUUUAUAAGAACUAUUUUUAGUGAGUAAUAUMUAUGCUGAGCUUACAUAUGACUGCAARUGUAAUACACCUGUAAAUAUUGUAUUUAAAUAAAURAAAAAAAUGGAGUGRCACUCAGUAAACAUAUAGAUAUUUCUUCAGUUGUGUGAAUGAAGCUUUGACUUAUUGAUGGGACAUUUAUCUCUUCACAGCAGCAAGGAGCAUCAUUAUCUGAGAAUUUAACUAUAAAACACAAAGCAUUUUGCUUGUUUGCCAAAAAGUUCAUCUCAACCAACCAGAGCUCUUUCUUCUGCUUAGUUGCUGUUUGAAGAUGCUGUUUGUUUACUAAUGUUCUCCAAUAAACCUCUUAGGCCUUAACAGCAGAGAUCUAUGCUAACAUUAGCUUAGCAGUAGAGGACWCUGUUUAUCAAUUAGGAGAUUUUGGAAGGUAAUUGUCGCACUAAAACUUUAUUUUGGGACAACACAAUAAAAUGGGCUAAAUACAUUUGCAUAAUUUAAAUGUUUUUAGUAGAAAAGUAAAACGAUGCACUAUAUGUUAUCCCAAUAAAGUCCAUCAAAUGUUUUUGGUUGUCAAAAUGAGAAGAGGAGGUGCUAUGGUUUAGAUUCAGCUCAAGUCUGUUUUGCUUCAAUCURCAUUUCAUUUUCUUUUCCUUUACCUACAAUCAAAUUAAAAGUCAGACGUUUUCUGAAAUCAGUGCUGAAAAAUUUCUUCCUGCUCUCCUGGAGUUGCAAAUAUCAAGCAUCUUCAGCAGACUUGUACACAAAGUUACUUUUUUAUGUAGAAGAU
Messenger RNA from Poecilia reticulata (guppy), 2019 nucleotides. Lineage: Eukaryota; Metazoa; Chordata; Actinopteri; Cyprinodontiformes; Poeciliidae. The record is from RefSeq and is a predicted model, not a curated record.